Striga hermonthica is the source of this 1275-nucleotide messenger RNA. Lineage: Eukaryota; Viridiplantae; Streptophyta; Magnoliopsida; Lamiales; Orobanchaceae. The record is from the annotation of a GenBank genome assembly.
AUGUCGAAAACGGAAGGUUUUCUGAUUCUCGAAACUCGGAAUGCUGCCGCCGGCGGUGGUGCAGAUGAAGCAGCUAGACAAUACCCACAAAAUAUGGCGAGGCGGAAACUGGCUGACAUUAGCAAUUUACCGCAGAAAUCGAAGCCAUCGGUUCAAGAUGAUAAGUCGAAAUCUAUUCCAGUAACUGCUAAAGCAUAUAUUGAACAGCUCCAGAAGGAAAAUAUGGCUUUAGGGAAGAUGUUGGCACAGAGAAAUAAAAUCAUCGAACAUAGUGGAAUUGAACUUGAGAGAUUGAGGUCCAUUCUGAUUCAAGUGCAGGAACAGAAUCAGCAGCUAGCUCUGUCACAUACCCAAAUGCUUAGGGAACUGAAUUUAGGUAAAGAUCGGUUGAAAGCAUUACAACAUGAGCUUGGAUGCAAAAAUGGACUGCUUAAAGCAAGAAAACUGGAAGGGGGAGAGGCCUGUAAGAUACCAGGCCGAAGUGCAGAUGCUGAGGUGAAUUUGGUUAAGCUGCCAAAGGAAGGGGAGACUUUAUCUGUAUGUAAAGAUAAUGGAAAGCCUCACAAUAACAAAAGAUCACGGUUGCAGAGUUCUGGCUCUUCUGAACCAUUGCAGUCUGAGGACAGUAAUGGAAAUAGAAGGCCUUCUGUGAGGAGACAAUCCGCGAGGUUUAAGGCUGCCGAGUCAAAAUCUGUCGAUCAUCGGUCAGAAAGAGAUGACUCCAAAUUUUCUGAAUGUCCUUUGCCUCAAGAACCAGUUGUGGAAAAUGGAUUGAUUUCUGGAAGCACAUCAGUUGAAGAAGACAAUAACCAUGUAAAGGUGGAUUUGAUCAAGUUGCCAGAGGAAGGAGAACCUUCACAUGUAGGUAGAGAUGCAGAACAGCCACGUAAUGUGAAAAGAAGAUUAAGGUCGCAGAGUUUAGGCUCUUUCGAGUCAUUGCAACCUGAGGAGAAUGCUGGAAAUAGAAGGGUGUCUGUGAGGAGACAAUCCGCCAGGUUUAAGGCCUUAGAGCAAAAAACUGUGGGGGAUGAAUCAGAAAAACACAAUAUAAAGUUUCUCGAACAAGCGUUGCCUGAUGAAAAGUCAGUCCUUGAAAAUGGAUCAACUUCUAAAAGUGGAUCGGCUACAGAUGGAGAUAACAGAGGCAGUUCUGGUUUCGAGUAUAAUCCUCCAGAAAUCGGGAGAUCAUCUCUAAGCAGGCCAUCUCGUUUGGCGGCCAAAAAAGUUCAGUCUUACAAAGAAAUACCUUUAAACAUAAAAAUGCGUAGAGAGUGA